CAUCUUGGUUAACUGCAACUGUACCUUCCCGUCAUAGUCACCGCCUUCAAUCGGAUGCGAAUUGCCGGCCGGGAUAUAUAUAAAACUGGACCUCCGCUCUCCACCCCACCAUAAAUCUGGUGACUCUUUCUCAACUUGCAAGGCCGUUCCUUCAGCCGACCGCCACUUAAUCUUCCCUUCACGAUCAUAUUUCUAGGUCUCGGUUUCCUGCUCGUGGGCCAUCUUCAACAUUUCGACACGCACCUUUUCUUCCUUCCAACACCCACUCUUCGCGAGCGUUCAGUUUGAGCGCACUACCGCGUUGCCUUGGCCGAUUCCCCGAAAGAGAAAGCGCCAUGGCUGAACCCGACUUGAAACAACAAGUCACGGACUCGCGCAGGUCCAUGUCGACGACCACUGCGACAGAAACUCCUGACGCUGACCAAGGAUCUCGCCAUGACCCGGGAUAUGACGCCCACGAGAAAAAGCAAGAGCAAGCGGGACAGGCUUCACAGCAAGCCGCUGCAAUUCCCGCCGAACCCGUGCCCCUCCUGACCGGCGAACCGCAAAGCGAAGCGCCCAUCGUCGAGCAGCCUCCCAAGUACUCGAUUCACUCAACUUGGGCCAAGCGCCUCAUCAUCUUCGGCGCUUCCAUUUCGGCCUUCUUCUCGCCCCUCACGGCCCAGAUCUACCUCCCAGCUCUGCCUACCCUGGCUGACGACUUCAACGUCACCGCAACCAAGGCGAACCUGACGGUAACUACAUACAUGAUCUUCCAAGGCAUCACACCCAUGUUCCUCGGCGGAUUGGCCGAUUCAGCAGGCCGUCGACCUGCCUACGUAAUCUGCUUCAUUAUUUACAUUGCGGCCGACAUCGGUCUGGCGCUGAGCAAGAAUUUCACGAGUAUCUUGAUCCUUCGAAUGCUGCAGAGUGCAGGAUCGAGCACCACCAUUGCUCUUUGUCAGGCCACUGUAGCCGACAUCACCACCAGCGCUGAGCGUGGCACCUACAUUGGCAUCACUUCGCUUCCCCAGGUCUUAGCUCCCAGUCUCGGACCAGUGCUAGGCGGUCUGUUAACCAACUACCUCGGCUGGCGCUGGAUCUUCUGGCUACUAACCAUCAUGGCGAGCGUCAACCUCUUGGUGCUGAUCAUGUUCUACCCCGAAACGUGCCGCAAGAUCGUAGGCGACGGCAGCGGUCGCAAGGAUUCGCACUGGGUAUACUGGACAGGCUGGCAGCUCAUCCGCGACAAGCUAGCCCGUCGCCAACGCCGCAUGGAGCGGGAGCGUCGUCAAGUUGAGAUCUCCAAGGAAGAUCCCUCCAACCACAACAACGGCCUCCAUCAUACCAUGUCGACUGCCUCUGCUCCGCGUCAGAAGAUCAAACUCCAACUCACCCCGCCAAACCUCAUCGAGUCUCUCACACUUCUCUUCCGCUCCAAAGAGCUGGCUAUCCUCCUCUGCUACUCCGCCAUCGUCUUCUCCGGCUUCUACGCCAUCGGCACCGCCAUGCCUAACCAGCUUCAUACUCUCUACGGGCUUAACGACGUGCAGAUAGGUCUCAUGUACCUCCCUUUGGCGGGCGGUUCCAUCGUCACAGCCUUUGCUAUUGGCAAGGUGAUCACUUGGAACUACCAUCGCCAUGCCAGGCGGCUGGGUAUGGUAGUAGACAGAACCCGGCAAACGGAUCUGACCGCCUUCCCCAUCGAGAGAGCAAGACUAGAGGUGGGACUACCGCUGCUGGCGCUGUCCAGUGCUGUGAUAAUAGCUUGGGGCUGGGCGAUGCAGAGCAAGACGAGUCUGGCGGCGCCUUGUGUCUUGCUGUUCCUCUUUGGAAUAGGCAUGAUCGGUUUCAACAACAGUCUCAGCACGCUGAUUGCGGAUAUCUACCCGGGCAAGGCGGGAGCGGCGACGGCGGCGAAUAACUUGACGAGGUGCUUGCUCGGAGCGGCGAGCAGUGCGGUGAUUCUGCCGAUGAUUAACGGGAUUGGGAGUGGAUGGUCAUAUACGAUCUUCGGGUUGUUGUAUAUCGGGUUCGCGCCGUUUUUGGUGCUUGUUAUGAGGAGGGGGAUGAGAUGGAGGGCGGAGGAGAAGUGGAAGGAGGAAGCCAAGGAGGAGAAGAGAAGGCAGGAACAGAGAGAGCGUGAGCUUGUAAUGAGCGAAGCGGAAGGGCAGUCAUAAGUCUCUUCGCCAUGACAUCGAAGAGGAGUGGGGGAAGGAGAAUGUGUUGAUGAUACCCAUUGCUUUCAUUGCUUUUA
Neurospora tetraspora is the source of this 2236-nucleotide messenger RNA. RefSeq names its product major facilitator superfamily domain-containing protein. The coding region runs from base 336 to 2159 and encodes 607 amino acids. The transcript has a single exon. NCBI's taxonomy places the organism in Eukaryota, Fungi, Ascomycota, Sordariomycetes, Sordariales, Sordariaceae. Gene Ontology annotation, cellular component: plasma membrane. Gene Ontology annotation, molecular function: transmembrane transporter activity. The record is from RefSeq and is a predicted model, not a curated record. Gene Ontology annotation, biological process: transmembrane transport.